AUGGGCUCAGGCGCGUCGACCGACAGGAAACCGCUCACCGAAGUAAGGCUAAAAAGCGAGGUCGGCGUCCUCUUCGACGACAAGGCUAAGCGAGCCUUUGAUGCGGCCGCGACCGAGGGCCCGGACGGGACGCGCACGGUGCCGUGGCCCACGAUAGAGGCCCACGCCAAGGAGCACGACGAGCGCGCGCUCGACCCGCGGAAAUGCAUGUUUCACAACCUGAAGGCGUUCAAGUCCGCACGGGAGCAAAUUGCAGAGAUCGCGCGCGUGCACAUCAAGGGCCCGGUGCGCGAGAUCCCCUGGGUGGGCAAGAGUCUCGGCGACGAGUGUCGGCAAUGCGGCCUCGACGGCGAGCCGGCCGCGUCGCUCGACGCGCUGUACGAGGUCGCCGCGCUAGCGAGCGUGCAGUUUGAGCAGAUUAUGACGGCCGCGUGCCCCGACGGCGUCACGUUAAAAAUUGCGCCGCUGAAGGGCCGCGACCGUGCCGGCGCCAAGGCGAGAGACGAGUACGCGGACAAGACGGCGCCGUGCUACAGCUGGCUUUUUGAUAUUACGCGCGGCGCGGCUCUAUGUCAGACCGAGGAGGCCAUCGUGCAGCUCUACGCGUCGCUCGAAGCGGACGACCGUGUGGAUAUUGUGCGGACGAAGAACCGUUUUAAUCCUCCACUAUUCAACGGCUACCAGGACAUUUUGAUGAACGUCGCCGUGAAAGUCGAGAACGUGACGCACUUGUGCGAGCUUCAGAUCCAUCUCAUGCCGAUCAAAGAUUCGGAGGCGCUGCACCGGAGCCACACGGUCUACGAGUACUUUCGGUCGUUUUUCUUGGGCAAUUCAGACGCGGUCGCGCAGCGGCUCGAGAUGCUGUGCAAGCUUCCAGUCGACGAGGCGAACGAUGUGGAUGAGUUGGUGGACCACGUGCUCGGCUCUGGUGCUGACGCGAAAUUGCUUGACGGUCUCUGCGCGUUGCUCACGUCGAUUCAGGAGUCCGCGGGCGUCGUGAAGGUCCGGGAAGCUAUCUUAGCGGAGAAGGAGCGCGCGUUUGGUGCGGAGAGCAAGGAGGCGGGCAAGGCGCUGUUUGAUCUUGGGGUCGCGUACGGGCGCCUCGGCGACGACUACGCCAAGGCGCGCGACGCCUUGGAGCGGGCGCACCCGAUCUACGAGCGCGAGUACGGUGAAGAUAGUACGAAAGUCGCCGACGUGUUUCAUCAUCUCGAACGCGUGACGGGGCCUUGGCGACUACGACAAGCUGCGCGACCUGCAGGAGCGCGCGCUCGCGAUCCAGGAGCGGGCGUACGGCCGCGACCAUACGAGCGUGGCCCUCACGCUGACGAACCUCGGGAGUGCGUACGGCUACUUAGGCGACCCCGCGAAGCAGCGAGACAUGCUGGAGCGCGCGCUCGCUAUUAAGGAGCGAGCUUACGGCCGCGACCACGCGGAAGUGGCCAGCACGCUGACGAGCCUCGGGAACGCGUACGGCAGUUUAGGCGACCACGCGAAGAAGCGAGACAUGGUGGAGCGCGCGCUCGCGAUCAACGAGCGGGCGUACGGCCGCGACCACCCGAACGUAGCCAAGACGCUGACGAACCUCGGGAACGCGUACGGCGACUUGGGCGACCACGCGAAGUCACGAGACGUCCUGGAGCGCGCGCUCGCGAUCAACGAGCGGGCGUAUGGCCGCGACCACACGCAAGUGGCCCGCACGCUGACGUACCUCGGUAAUGCGUACGGUAGAUUAGGCGACCAGGCGAAGAAGCGAGACAUGCUGGAGCGCGCGCUCGCGAUCAACGAGCGGGCGCACGGCCGCGACCACCCGGAUGUGGCCUUACCACUCGCAAAUCUCGGU
Molecule: messenger RNA, 1843 nt
Organism: Pelagomonas calceolata
Lineage: Eukaryota; Pelagophyceae; Pelagomonadales; Pelagomonadaceae
Source: the annotation of a GenBank genome assembly